Linum trigynum is the source of this 2501-nucleotide messenger RNA. Lineage: Eukaryota; Viridiplantae; Streptophyta; Magnoliopsida; Malpighiales; Linaceae. The record is from the annotation of a GenBank genome assembly.
UUCCUGAUAGGAACCUAGCUACCUUUUCCAUUAUCAUGGGUUAGGGUAGGGAGAUCUCGACUAUGAGUUGGCCAAGGAAUAUUACGAGGGUCCGGAUAGAAUAACAACACCUCUAGUGUUGUUAUAGUAACAUCAGGGGUAAAAAGGGAAAACUAACAGAAAUUAAUAAAUUACAAUUGAGAACUAAAAUUUUCAAUCCCUACCUGUCUCUCUCGAUCUCCUCCGAUACCAUACCCCCAACGACUGCAUCUCCUCCGGUACGCUCGCCUCCAUCACCGGCAGGAACACCCCUGCUGUCGACUCUGACGGUAGAGGCGUCGACCUUCCUCUAAUCUCAGGCAAACAGCUAGAUCAGAACCGCGAUGUAUCCGGCGGCUACGAUUGAGGCCUCCAUCCCCCGCCGUUCCUUCUUUCUUCCUCCGCCGGGGUUGCCAGUCCUCCUCUCGUCUCUUCUUUCUUCCGACGCCGGCGCCAGCUGCGGAUUGGGCGUCUGUUGGAUGACGGAAGCGACAGCAGCGGGGGAGAGGAAAGGGACCAUGGCGUCCGCCUCCAACGGAUUGGCUUCCUCGAUAAUCGAGAUGAGUUCGUUGGAUACGGAAGUCUCCGAGAGGGGAGCGGUUGCGGCGGCGUGGAAGUAGCGGAUCCGAUAAGAGAUUCGAUGGAGCAGAAGCUGGAGAUGCAUUAGUUCUUUCUUGUUGGAAGAAUCCUAAAGAGAAAAAUCUUUCGAUUGAUAGCGGAGUCAUCAAUCUUGUGGCUGGAGAUGGAGAAGAGGGAAGAUGGGGAAAUUGAAAGCGGCCGGUGCGGUCAAAAAAGAGCGAAGAGAGGCAUUUUGGCUUUGCGCCCGACUUGGGUUCUUGUCUCCUCCCUCAAUUAUGCCAUUUCGAUCUUCUCUCUAGUUCUCUUCUGUUCUGUUCUGUUCUGCUGCUUUCUUUCUUAUUUGGUCGGUUUGAAGCUCUCUCUCUCUCUGUAUAUAUGGUGUGUAGUCGUUGCCUUGCCUGUCCUGCUGCUUUAAUUAGCCUUUAGGACCAGACCAUUCCCUUUAAUUUAGUUAGAGAGGAAGAAUAGUAGUGUAGGAGGAAGAGGAGUAACCAAUUCCCUCAUGAUUCUCUGCCGAUGAUCCAACGGAUUGGCUUCCUUGAUAAUCGAGAUGAGUUUGUCGGAUACGGAAGUCUGAAUGCGGUUGUUUUGGCGGUGGAUCAAGUUAGUUUAUUAAGUUUGUGAAAGUUCCAUUAUGUUGUAGGCUACAUCUUGGGCGGGAAGGCAUGUAGAGUUGUGCUAUCGCUUGCUGAAAUUCACUUGCAUUCCUCAAAUAUAUGCCUGAUUUUGUCAUGCAACUACUUUUCUGUUUAGCAUUUUUUGUUAUCAUGUAUGUCCACAAGUGAUGGGGGUGGAACAAUGGGAGUUUGCAUUUCGGUGCUAGGAGAACCUGAUGUUCUUUCUCUUUUGGUCUGGUUUGUUUCGUGCAGGGUGUGUCAAGAAAAUAUACCGGAAAUCUCCUAAUGCAAACCACAAAUUUGCUAAAACAUAUUAGAAACCUUACAAAGCAAACCAUAAAUAUUUUGAAAAGCACACUAGAAACCCCCUAAUGCAAACCACAAACACGGUAAAACAAACAAAAAACGUCCUAAUGCAGACCAUAAAUAUAUUAAAACAAACCAAAACCCUCGCAAAGCAAACCACAAAAGUUUCGAAAGCACACCAGAAACUUCUUAAUGCAAACCAAAAACGUCCUAAUGCAGACCAAAAAUCUAUUAAAACAAACCAGAAACCUCACAAAGCAAACCACAAAAUUUUCGAAAGCACACCAGAAACCUCGCAAAGCAAACCACAAAAAAUUCGAAAACACACCAGAAACACAAUAAAGCAAACCAGAAUCCUCCUAAUGCAGACCACAAAUCUCCUAAUGCAGACCACAAACCUCACAAAGCAAACCACAACAUUUGCGAAAGCACACCAGAAACCUCCUAAUGCAAACCACAAACACAGUAAAUCAAACCACAAAAAAGCAAACCGGAAACGUCCUAAUGCAAACCACAAAUAUAUUAAAACAAACCAGAACCCGCACAAUGCAAACCACAAAGUUUUUGAAAGCAAACCAGAAACUUCUCAAUGCAAACCAGAAACACGAUAAAGCAAACCAGAAACUUCUUAAUGCAAACCACAAACACGAUAAAGCAAACCACAAAAGGCAUACGAAAAUAUGAGAAACCAAACCAUAAAUCUCACAAUGUAGACCAUACAUCCGGUCUUCGUUGACCGUUGACCGAACUCCGAUGACCGUCAGUGAGCAGAUUCCGACGCCGAUAGGCAUAUUCCGGCCCAGAUGACUAGAUUCCGACGCCGGUAAGCAUAUUCCGACACCGGUAAGCAUAUUCCGGCGACAGAAUAGCAUAUUCCGACGACAAAAGCAUAUUCCGGUGACCGGCGACCACUUUCCGGCGACCGGUGGCAGAAUUCCGGCGACCAAAUUUUGGGGCAGAAAAUAAAAUAUUUUUUUAUUU